GUCUCUCCACAACAAGCGCAAGAAAAGAAGAACACAAAUUAUUAGGCACCAACACUUCAUCGACUUAGAAAAUGUCUAGCUGGUUACAAGAGAAGUCGGGGGAGGUGGUGGAGACGACCCAAGUUAAGGCCGGCGAGGCCACGAAGAUGGCGUCCGAGACGGGGCAGUCCAUCCAGGACCGUGCCGUCGAGGCAAAAGACCAGACCGGCAGCUUCCUUGGCGAGAAAAGCGAGGCUGUCACGAAGGCUGCCUCCGAGACCACCGAGGCGGCCAAAAAGAUGGGCGGCGAGGCCAUGGGGAAGGUGUCCGAGACGGUGCAAGCCGGUCAGGAUCGCGCCGUCGAGGGCAAAGACCAGACGGCCAGCUUUCUCGGCGAGAAGACGGAGGCCGUGAAGAAGACGGCCACCGAGACUGCCGACGCCGCCAAGGAGAAGUCCACCGAGGCCGCGCAGCAUGUCCAGGACACCGCUGCAGAGUACACCAAGGAUACCCCGGUCGCCCCCAAGGAAAACGUCUUCCAGAAGGCCGGCGGGAAUAUUGUGGGUGCCGCUACGGACGCCAAGGACGCGGUCAUGAACACGCUCGGGAUGGGAGGAGACAAGUGAGAUGUUCAUGGUGCCACCAAGAAGAUCACAAAGGAUAAUUAGACGCGUCUGCGCCUGCCUGCUCUUUCCCUCCUUCCGUUUCGUUGUUCUCUCGAUAUAAUUUAAAUUUCAGUUCCAAGGAACUAAUUAAUUUAUACACACGCUCCUUGGUGUAACUUUGUUUGAUGUAUGGGACCGAGGUAUGAAUAUAUUUUCCACCAAUUAUAAUCAA
Hordeum vulgare subsp. vulgare (domesticated barley) is the source of this 816-nucleotide messenger RNA. RefSeq names its product late embryogenesis abundant protein, group 3-like. The record is from RefSeq and is a predicted model, not a curated record. The coding region runs from base 72 to 605 and encodes 177 amino acids. Lineage: Eukaryota; Viridiplantae; Streptophyta; Magnoliopsida; Poales; Poaceae. The transcript is spliced from 2 exons.